Molecule: messenger RNA, 3126 nt
Organism: Symbiodinium natans
Lineage: Eukaryota; Dinophyceae; Suessiales; Symbiodiniaceae
Source: the annotation of a GenBank genome assembly
AUGUUGCGGCACCGGAGCAGGUCCGAGCUCCUCUUCCUGGCCCACCUGAUCCUGGCAUGUCAGCCAUGCACUGCUGCAAACGAGGAGCUGAGAGGCGCUCAGCUACCCAUGUCCACGCCAAGCUCUGGCAACCACAGCAGCACAGGCCCAAAAACACUCCGGCCGAGGGUGAGCCACAUCUGGGAGAUGCAGCCGGGGAGAUGGCCAGACUGCGGGUUCCUGCAGGAGGAUGGCUCUGUCUUCAUGGUGCGUGACGAUGCGGACAUGCUCAAGGCCGCGCAGCGGUUUUGCAGGCGAAUGAUUCUCACAAACUGUACCUCAACACACAAGAUGGCGGAGCUCUGUCCUGGUAGCUGUCCCUUCCUGGAGCUGAGUAGCUAUUCCAGCUGGGAUGGAUAUGGGAACCGGAUUCCUUGCGGCACUGCGUGCGUCCCGCCACAGGAAUGCGGGGCAUACCGCCCAGACUUGCCAUUCCCGAAUCCGAACACGCAGAUGUGUGAGAGCUGUCCAUCUGAUGGUUGUGAGGAGUGUGAGUAUGUUGAGGUGAAGAGGGAGGGCAAGGAAUCCGUGCAGUUGCAGUGCACGCAGUGUGGUCAAGGGUUUGCGCUCACAAGCGAGGGCCUUUGCGAGUACCUGCUCGACAAGCUCCUUCUGAAAACCUAUUCAAUUCUCGGUGCAGUCCUGGUCUGCUUGAUCGUGGUUGCGGUGGUCCUAAGCAUAACCUGCAACAAAAACUCAGAAGUGCUAACACGAGGCCUGGAACAUCGGGAGCGCUGCUUGCCCCAUGAUGUAGAAACCCGGGCUGCCCGACCCGACAAGAAAGGGGGGACGGAGGAGAUCUACUAUGCCCGCGCGCCGCUCUACCCGCUGAAUGCCAAUGUCCACUCGCGGAACAUCGUGGGUGUGGGCCUCGCGCUCUACUACAACCACUUGGUGUUCGUGGCCGCCAUCGCAUUCAUUGGCUGGGCGCUUCUCCGGUUUUCGGAGGGUCUCUUCGGCAUGCAGCACUGGGACACGCUGCAGUGCGGAUAUGGUGGAAGCGCGCAGUCUGAGGCGGCAGUUGCUGGCUACGCGAAGCGACGGGCUCUGAUCGCUCUCUUCCUCUGGCUUGCGAUUCUGCCGGCGUCGAUUAUCUUUGCCCGAUGGCAGGCUUCGGCCGCUCGAACGUACGACCGCGUCCACACGCGCAUGGAAGACUACUGCUUCGGCUUGUCCAACCUGCCACCCGAAGCCACAAAUCCUGUGGACCUGCAAGCGUGGAUAGAGGAGAGAUUCGGAGGCCGAAUAGAGGGCGUGUCGAUUUGCUACGACAUCCGUGGCUCGCAGAACUGUCUCGGUUUCAACACCGGAGAGCUGCGAGGUCUGAUAGGGAAGAAGCUGGAUGAGCAUCUUCAGAUGCACGAGGAGAUCUUCGUCGCGGCGCUGGGUGUGCCCAGAAACCGCCGGCGAACGCUGCGCCAUCGGAUGCUGAGCAAGCUGCCGUCUGUCCAAGAGGCUGGGUCGAUGAGCCUCUUCGACGGCGAGGUGAAGACCAAAGCGUGGCUGUCAGGCCUGAAGUGUAGUGGCGAAGCCUUCGUGGUGAUGAAGCAGGAGGCCGACGUGGAGCUCUUCUUCACUCUCUGGGAUCAGCCGCGUGGCCUGCAGCGAACUGGGUCCUUCUUCUCCUUUCAUGAUGGAAGCCCGUCGCUGGACAACGCGAAGAAGUCGCGGCGGAGGGACCGCUCCUAUCUCGGUCAGGAGCUCGAGAUUCGGGAGGUCACAUCAGAGCCUACCUCGAUCAUCUGGGAGCACAUGGGCACCUCUCAUGGACAGCUGGCUGCUCGCAUUUGCUGCGCUUCCAUCGGGUUCCUGUCUGCAAUCGCCAUCUUCUACUUUGUUCUGUAUAUCCCACUGACGAGUUCCGUGGUGAGAUAUGCACGAAUGUCUGGCAAACCUCCUUCGGCUUUUCAGACCGCGGGCUUGGGCAUCGUGGUGGGUGCUGGCAACAACCUGAUCGCCAACCUGCUCUGGCUAGGUGUUCCUUGCCUGGGCUUCAAGCGGAAGGAUCAGGCGGACAUUGUCACGUUUGGGGCCCGGACUCUGCUCGUGCUCCUCAACACUUUCAUCUCUGUGCUGCUCACAGCCCGGAAGCUUGCAGCCACUGGCCAGCCAGAGAAGAACAUGUUCAGCACCGCGGGCAGCACCCUCGCGCGAUCUGCGGAGCUUUCUCGGGAGGCAUCGCUGGCAGAUGCUGUCCUCAAGAUGUUCGUUACCGGAACUUUCUCGUCGUGCAUCUUCUCGUUCUGCUUUGUUCCUCUUACCCUCUGGCAGGGGAUCUUUCUGAUUCGCACUGGUCUGAUGGGCUCGAACCUCUCUGGCCGUGACUGUGAACGAGCACUUCAGCCUGACGAGAUCUGGUUGCCCUGGGACUACGCGAGCCACAUACAGCUGACGUGCUGCGCUUUCUUCCCGCUGGUGUUAGCCGAGCCUCCGGGCUCUUGCGCCUCCCGCGUCCUCUGCGGCGCGUUGGUGAUGUGGUGUGCCAUUAUGUACUGCGCCCAGCGCAUUAUCCACUUCAGGGCCUCCAAGGAGACCUUCUUCACCACCCCGAGGUUGGACAAGGCGGUCCUUGCAGGCUGGGCUCUGCCCGUCAGCCAGCUUGCUGUGACCUCUGCGGGCUGGGCAUGCCGUGCCGUCAGAUUUGAGCUUGUUGCAUCCGUGCCCAUCUGCAUCGUCACAUUCCUUGCCAGUUCUGCACUCUACCUGGUCCUUCUCUCGAAGGCCCUGGAUCACCACCAGAGCAUCCGCUAUCUCUACGCCACCAAGAGCGAGUCCUACAAAUCCGCCUUGGCGCGAUUGCGCUACAGCUACUUCAACACCAACCCCAUCCACGUGCUCAUGGCGCAGCACUUGCCAGACCUGGGCCUCAACGAAGCCACCUGGUACGAGGCUGGAAAAGCAUACCUCCAGGCAGAGGAUCCAAGCAUGGAUGCGCGCCUGGAAGCUACACGGGCGUUGGCGGAACAAGCCGAGGACACUCAGAAGCGUCCGCGAUCCUUCCUCUCCCGCAUGGCAUACAAGGCCCGCGUUUGGUUCACCGGUGCCCCGAAGCACGCCUACCAAGCCCUGGACGAGACCAUCCAGUGA